Molecule: messenger RNA, 1118 nt
Organism: Cladocopium goreaui
Lineage: Eukaryota; Dinophyceae; Suessiales; Symbiodiniaceae
Source: the annotation of a GenBank genome assembly
GUGCCAAUGCAACGUCGUAAAUGCUUGCCGAAAUGCUGGGUUGCAGGUUUUGUUGCACUUUGGUGUUUCGGCCAUACGUUUGUAUCUUUGCCAUCGCUUGGCAAAACAGAGGCCAGCAAGCGAGCAGAGACCAAAGUGAUAUCUGACCUUGCUGCUUGGUCUGAAACUUCAUCAGAUUCGCGCCGACUCCGAUCGGGGAUCGAAAGCAUCCUUCGCGAUCAAGAGGCUUUGCGUGAAGAAACUCCAGUUGCAACUGGUGGCACCCUUUUUUCGGUUGUAUCUGCGGCGACUCUUGCACUUGUUGGUCAUACAUCGUGGGUGUCUGCGGCCGCGCUCCCUGCGAUCGCGAGUGCCAUUUUUUCCUACACAUCCGUAGCUGAAAGUUCUGGAACGAAAUCGCUUGGACUUGGCCGGUGUAGUUUCUCACAGGCCCUUGCAGAAUCAGCAGAGCAGGAACGGAAACUUGCACUUGCCGAGAUUCCGAAAGCCCUCCUGCCCUUUGGGGCUGGAUGCACAGCCAUCUUUGCAGCGGCAUGUGUGACGGUGAAAUUAUUUCCAGAAGAUCCUGGAAACUCAGGUGUCUUGGCGGUACUUGGCCGUCUCUUCACUUUGAGUUCAGUAGUGGCUGCAGUAGCAACCAAUGACCAAGCUUCGUUGGUGAUUUCAAAGCUCCGUCCUCAACUGCGCAACCCAUUGCAGGAUGAUGAGAGCGACGAAGUUCAAAACACUGAUGAUGAAGUCGAGGUUGGAGUGCGAUCGCGUCUGAUUUUGGCUUUGUUCAGUAUCUUCGUAGCGUUUCUUCCACUUGCUUUGUUCGAUCCGAAUUCUUCAAUCCUUCUGGCCACAACCGAUGAAGUAGAUGUCAUCGUGUCGGCAAGCGCGGCUGCAGAGGCAGCUCUAAGUUUUCUCCUCGCGGAAAAGACCUUUGCAGAUGCUGAGCGACGAGUGGCGGCACAAUCGCGACAAGCUGCACUUUCUGAGCUCUUCUUUGCUCAGGCUCAGGCGGACUCUGCAAUUCUGGGAGCCAACACUGCCUUGAGUGCCAGCAGCUUGGGGCUUGCAUCGGUUGCUGCUGAGUUCUCCAAGACACUUUCCUCCGGGGCAUUGUGGCCGGCAGU